Messenger RNA from Myotis lucifugus (little brown bat), 1251 nucleotides. RefSeq names its product protein kinase AMP-activated non-catalytic subunit gamma 2 (gene PRKAG2). The coding region runs from base 53 to 979 and encodes 308 amino acids. NCBI's taxonomy places the organism in Eukaryota, Metazoa, Chordata, Mammalia, Chiroptera, Vespertilionidae. The transcript has 11 exons. The record is from RefSeq and is a predicted model, not a curated record.
UGCCCCUUUUUUUCGUUCCUUCUUAGCAGAAGACUCGGAAAGUGGCGUUUACAUGCGAUUCAUGAGGUCACACAAGUGUUACGACAUCGUCCCAACCAGUUCAAAGCUCGUUGUCUUUGAUACUACAUUACAAGUUAAAAAGGCCUUCUUUGCCUUAGUAGCCAAUGGUGUUCGAGCAGCGCCACUGUGGGAAAGUAAGAAACAAAGUUUUGUAGGAAUGCUAACAAUUACAGAUUUCAUAAAUAUACUACAUAGAUAUUAUAAAUCACCCAUGGUACAGAUUUAUGAGUUAGAGGAACAUAAGAUUGAAACAUGGAGGGAGCUUUAUUUACAAGAAACAUUUAAGCCUUUAGUGAAUAUAUCUCCAGAUGCAAGCCUCUUCGAUGCUGUAAACUCGUUGAUCAAAAAUAAAAUCCACAGAUUGCCAGUUAUUGACCCUAUCAGUGGGAAUGCACUUUAUAUACUUACCCACAAAAGAAUCCUCAAGUUCCUCCAGCUUUUUAUGUCCGAUAUGCCAAAGCCCGCCUUCAUGAAGCAGAACCUGGACGCGCUGGGAAUCGGGACCUACCACAACAUCGCCUUCAUCCACCCCGACACGCCCAUCAUUAAAGCCCUGAACGUCUUCGUGGAGAGACGAGUGUCCGCCUUACCUGUUGUGGACGAGUCAGGGAAAGUCGUAGAUAUUUAUUCCAAAUUUGAUGUAAUUAACCUUGCUGCUGAAAAAACAUACAAUAACCUAGAUAUCACCGUGACCCAGGCACUUCAGCACCGUUCCCAGUACUUUGAGGGCGUGGUCAAGUGCAGUAAGCUGGAAAUAUUGGAGACCAUUGUGGAUAGAAUAGUAAGAGCGGAGGUCCAUCGGCUGGUGGUGGUGAAUGAAGCAGAUAGUAUUGUGGGUAUUAUUUCCCUGUCAGAUAUUCUGCAAGCCCUCAUCCUCACCCCACCAGGUGUCAAACAAAAGGAGCCGAAAACUGAAUGACUUUUGUGAAUAGAGCCCUUGUAGGACUUGAACUAAGAUUCCGGGUCACGCUUUGCCUCAUGAACACUGAUGCCAUGGAAGAGAGGAAAAUGGCCAAGGAUGUCUAUCAGGGUUUAGUGAUGGGUAUUUUUUCCAGUGAUGUUGAAACUAAGCAUAAAAAAAGAGGACUAUAUGUUUUUGAAGGGUCAGGCUUGUAUUAAAAGGCUAUUUUCAGACCUCUGUCUGAAAGAUUUCAAGUGCUGUAUGUCAUUAAAGUGCACUGUGUCCUGAAA